Trichoplusia ni (cabbage looper) is the source of this 352-nucleotide messenger RNA. RefSeq names its product kunitz-type serine protease inhibitor long epsilon-dendrotoxin Arg55-like. The transcript has 3 exons. The coding region runs from base 37 to 333 and encodes 98 amino acids. Gene Ontology annotation, molecular function: serine-type endopeptidase inhibitor activity. NCBI's taxonomy places the organism in Eukaryota, Metazoa, Arthropoda, Insecta, Lepidoptera, Noctuidae. The record is from RefSeq and is a predicted model, not a curated record.
AUGACCCUGAAAUUAUAUGAGAGCAUAUAAAUACGAAUGCGAUAUAAUUGUGUCUCAGUUAAGAUAAGCGGUUUGAAGAAUACUGUGCGUUUGUGUUGUACCAAAAUGAAACUGUUAUUUUUUGUUUUUCUGAUGUUUGGGAUCUUCGCCUUAAACGACGCUAGAGAUUCCAAAUGCUUGCAACCUGCUGAGCCUGGAAUUUGUCGAGCUGAGAUUCCAAGAUUCUACUUCAACAGUGAGACUGAAAAAUGCGAACAAUUCUUCUACGGCGGCUGUAUGGGUAACAGUAACCGCUUCAAGACUAUAGAAGAGUGCAAAUCCGCUUGUCAAUAAAUAUAACAGAUCUAACAUU